Molecule: messenger RNA, 1033 nt
Organism: Vanessa atalanta (red admiral)
Lineage: Eukaryota; Metazoa; Arthropoda; Insecta; Lepidoptera; Nymphalidae
Product: protein FAM151B
Exons: 5
Coding region: 88-948 (286 amino acids)
Source: RefSeq, a predicted model, not a curated record
GACGAUUGUCCGAGGUGACAUCCUGUCGGACGGGAGUCGUGUCGCUAUGACCCGCCGAGUGUAGACCAAGCACGUGAGCCGUAAGACAUGAAAAUGUUCUCGAUAAUCCUGCUCGCCGUCACAGCUUCCUUGGCGUUUGGUGAGGAAGAAGUUAUGAAGAAUUUAACAACAGUAACAUGGGCUCACGCAGUGAACAACAAAACAUACCUGGAAGCAGCUCUGGCAAGUGAAGUAUCAAUGCUGGAAGCGGAUAUCGUCCUGGGCCAUCUGAAUGGUAAGGAUGGUCCUCCGCUACCCAUCAUGGCGCAUCCUCCUGCAACGACCUCCGACCUCAGCCUAGCUGACUUCCUGACGGGCGUCGCCCAGUACAACAACGUGAAUGCGAAACAGAAGGGCGUGAAGUUAGAUUUUAAGAGCAUCGAAGCCUUUGAGAAAUCUCAAGAAAUAAUAGCACCGUUCAGUAAACCGGAGGUCACAUUCCCACUCUGGUUGAACGCUGACAUCCUCCCCGGUCCAAUCAAAGCAACAACUAAGCCAGUGGAUCCAGCCAAAUUCAUCCAACUGGCUGCAAAGCAUCCCAGGGCCGUUUUGUCAAUCGGAUGGACAACGAAUUACGGUGGUAACAUCACAGAGGGCGAGUACAGUCGCGAUCAGAUCGGUGCAAUGCUGAGACUGGUUAAUGAACAUCAUGUUAAUCAAACUGUGUCAUUUCCGGUCCGCGCUGGUUUAGCUUCGAACAGUCAACCAGUUCUAUUAGACCUAUUGCGAGAGACGUCGUCCCUCAACUCAUCGAUGACGGUCUGGUCCAGUGAGGGUGACAAUGUGGAAGUGGACCGGCUGCGGGCUCUCAUCCUAACCGUGGGCCUGGAGCGGACCUACCUCGAUGUACCCCACGAGCUAGCCGCUAAACUGCAUCUACCACCCCCCAAUACUAAUGCUAAGCAUUAAAAAUAUUCUUCUAUAUUAUUUAUGGUCUCUUGAGGGUCUUAUGUUUUUAAUUUAUAAAUAUUAUUAAAUGAUUUUGUGUUUAUUA